UAUAGGAGAUGACGCAAUCGCCUUGUGUUCACGCGCCGUGUGUGUUUCACUGCAAUGCACAAAGCUCCGUUAGUUGGAAGAUGAGCAGUGUGUUGCAAAGUAGAUAAGUGUUUCAGACGAACGAAGGAAGUGUUUAUGCUCGGGCUUUGGCGUGAAAGAGAUAACUUUCUAAAGAGUCUUUGAAGAGCUCCCCAGAACAAUGCAGUCUGUGUCUCAAACCAUGGUGACAGAGGAAAGCCUCACCUGUCUCCAUGUUCAAAUGUAUCAUCCUGACCAGUCCACACAACCUCUCUACAGCCUUCUGCGUGUGAACCAAGCUUACAAGAUCAACGCCGAAGAUCCGAUAAGGAUUGGCCGUGAUGGACAGACGUGCUCAUUUGUGCUGAAUGACACCCGUGUCUCCCGAAAACAGCUCUCCUUCCAGGCAUAUCACAAGCCUGGUAGCUUAGAACUACGCUUUACUGUGCAGAACAUGAGCCAGAAAGGCAAGAUACUGGUAAAUGGGCACGAACUGGCUUACUUGGAGCGGGCUGACCUGGAGGAAAAGGCCCUUCUCAGAUUUGGCAAAUAUGAGUUGCUGAUUUGGUGUGAGCCAGGUGAAGCCCAGGACAGUUUUGAAGUUUUGUUUGAAAAGCUGAAUGUUUCCCCUUCAAGAGAAAUGGGUAUCGAUGUGCCCUGUAGGAUUGCAGUAAUAGAUAGCGGUGUGAGAAACUAUCAGAAUAUAGAACCCAUGAGUCAAGAGCCAUUGGAAAGUGAUGAGAACCUGUAUAUUUAAUAGCUGAGAGAACAUUUUUAGGGAACCAGAAAUGAGUUCACUAAGAGACAUUCUGUGGUUAUUUUAAGUGAAAGGAUGGGGACGAGGCUGCUGGUUGAUCACAUGAUAUCUCCUCACUUCAUUAUAUGUGAAGACAGGCACGUAUUCAGCUACAGACUUUUGCUUCGGUUCAGUCGUUCUUGAUAUGCUUUUCCUUUCCUAUUCUUUCUGUUAUUUAAAAACCUUUUGAAAAUAGUUAAAUAAUUGAACAAUACUUUGAGUAGCAUUUCUGACUCGUUAAACCAGUUUAUUAUGUUUAUGCUAAAUGCCGCUGAGCCAGAUGUUUAGCUUCUCUCUAUAUUUACUGUAUAUAUAAUUGUCAUAAACACUUAACAGUACAUUAUUAUUUAUCUAAAAUCAUUUAAUGUAUGCUAUACUGAUUAACUGCCAUGCAUUUAUAUGUAGUGUUACGUAGGUCAUGCUAGUAAUAGGAUAGCAUGUCAUUCUUUGAAAAAAUGUGAAAUAACUAAAGAAGGCUUUUUUUGUAUUAUUAUUCAUAUUAUUAUUAUUAUUAUUAUUAUUAUUAAUAAUAAUAAUAUUGUUGUUGUUAACACCUUGUUUUUACCUUGAAGUAUAAUACUAUUUUAAACAAAUAAAAGCAAUUUUGUACAUUU
Molecule: messenger RNA, 1428 nt
Organism: Hemibagrus wyckioides
Lineage: Eukaryota; Metazoa; Chordata; Actinopteri; Siluriformes; Bagridae
Gene: tifa
Product: TRAF interacting protein with forkhead associated domain
Exons: 2
Coding region: 200-775 (191 amino acids)
Biological process (GO): canonical NF-kappaB signal transduction
Molecular function (GO): protein binding
Source: RefSeq, a predicted model, not a curated record